AUGGAACCCAACAACGCUGACGUUUUCCGACCUUCCUCUUCUCCCUCCUCGUCCCCCAACGCAAGACGGAUUUCCGGGAUUUUGUCACCGUCUAAUAUCAUUCAGGCUCCUUUAUCGGCACUAUUGGAAUAUUCCGGCAUCCUUCCGUCGCGCUCCUCCAACCACCACAGCCAGCCCGCUCCCGACGCCGUUAAUAAUGACGACGAGGUUUCGAUUAGGAUAAUCGGCCCCGCGGAGCAGGAGCAGCACCCCCGGGAGGAACAGCAGAGCCCGCCUCCUGCUGCGGGAUUGGUCAUCGGACUCGCGCAUUCGCAAAACGAUGCCGUGUUGCCGUCCGCGUCGCCUCGUGGAGACGCUGAGGAAAACGCGGUCUCCUCUGGGGACGGCGUUGGGAGAGAUUCGUCUUACCAGAGGUACGACAUUCAGCAUGCUGCCAGGUGGAUUGAGCAGGUCUUGCCGUUUUCGUUGCUUCUCUUGGUAGUUUUCAUAAGGCAGCAUUUGCAAGGGUUUUUUGUGACAAUUUGGAUUGCGGCUGUGCUUUUCAAGUCCAAUGAUAUUCUGAGGAAACAGACUGCGUUGAAGGGAGAGAGGAAAAUACCGGUUUUGAUUGGGAUUUCUGUUGGGUUCGCGCUUCAUGUGGUUGGUGUUUAUUGGUGGUAUCAAAAUGAUGAUCUCAUGUAUCCCUUGAUCAUGCUUCCGCCCAAGGAUAUACCGCCUUUUUGGCAUGCAAUUUUCAUCAUCAUGGUCAAUGAUACUUUGGUCCGCCAAGCUGCAAUGGUAUUCAAGUGUAUAUUGUUGAUGUAUUACAAGAAUAGCAGAGGCCGAAGUUACCGUAAGCAGGGUCAGAUGCUGACUUUAGUUGAAUAUCUACUUCUGCUUUACCGUGCCUUGUUGCCAACUCCAGUUUGGUAUCGUUUCUUCCUGAACAAAGAAUAUGGAAGCCUCUUUUCUUCACUGAUGACAGGAUUGUAUCUAACAUUUAAACUCACGUCUGUUGUUGAAAAGGUGCAAUCCUUCUUUGCUUCAGUGAAGGCGUUGUCACGUAAAGAAAUGCACUAUGGGGCUUAUGCAACAUCAGAGCAGGUCAAUGCAGCCGGUGAUCUUUGUGCUAUUUGUCAGGAGAAGAUGCAUGCCCCAAUCUUACUACGUUGUAAACAUAUUUUCUGUGAAGAUUGUGUAUCAGAGUGGUUUGAGAGAGAAAGGACCUGCCCAUUAUGCAGGGCUAUGGUAAAACAUACAGAUCUUAGGUCAUUUGGGGAUGGCUCUACUAGCUUGUUUUUCCAGUUAUUCUGA
Molecule: messenger RNA, 1293 nt
Organism: Sphenostylis stenocarpa
Lineage: Eukaryota; Viridiplantae; Streptophyta; Magnoliopsida; Fabales; Fabaceae
Source: the annotation of a GenBank genome assembly